AUGAACUUCUGGUGGCUGCUGGCGCUUUUGGCAAGAGAGGUCCCUCUGCAUGCCGAGCGUCAAGCACCACAUGGCGCGGAGGUGAUCAGCGCCUGCUUCUUCGCCUAUGCGCUGAAGCUUGACAUGCCUGGGUCCAGCCACCACACGAUACGAGCCUCCGACUUCCAGCAGAAGGCUGUAAGCUUCUACGGCGGUGGGACUUCGCCAGCGCCACUACUGGAGGCCUACUGGCUUCUCGCGCUUCCGACGCACUUCCAGGAAGCCGUCCUCAAGGAAUGCCCUCCCAUGGUUGUGCUCUCUUACUUUCUGGCUGCCGAGACGAAGUUUUACACCGAGCCAAGUCUUGCCCAAGAAUUCCUGGCCACUGGCGCCGGGAUUUUCCACAGGCUAGAGGAGCGCGUGGCGGGGCUGAUUCGUGAGUCAUGGCCAAUCGAUGCUGCAUUUGACCGUAUUCAACGGGUGCAUGCUACUACGCAGAGGCUACACAGCAGGCCGCCUGCGGACAUUGAGCUGGAUGUUGUCAUGGCAUUCUGUCGCGAGGAGACGUGGAUGCAGUUCGAUGCCAUGACGUAUGGCAUUUGGGCGCCGGACUUUUACUGCACGCCCACGCCGAUAUCCCCACAGCGAUUUUGGAACCUUUGA
Messenger RNA from Symbiodinium sp. CCMP2592, 642 nucleotides. NCBI's taxonomy places the organism in Eukaryota, Dinophyceae, Suessiales, Symbiodiniaceae. The record is from the annotation of a GenBank genome assembly.